CAAAUUCGACUAAUGUAAACGUUUCGCCGAUGUAGGAUAUUUUGGCAGAACACCGGUCGCUUCCAGAUCAUUUAGGUGCAUUUCAUGUAUGAGCUACAAGGUGCCCGUCAGGCAGAACCGCGCCAGGGGCCGGAUUGGACCCACGCCAGCGGGCCGUACGUUGGACAUGUUUGAACGCACGCUUUAGCGCCCCGAUCACAAGGCCCUCCUCCCUGACUCUAUUGGCGGAGCUGCCGUCAAUCGGUCUUGAUCCGCCCGCCCGCUUUGUGGAGAGCUGCUGCCUGCCUAGAAGCUUUCGAGUCAGCCGGCGUCUUUCUUCCUCGUCAUCGUCGUUGCUUCUACAUUCUUUCGAGAUGUUCGGCCAACAGGUCCUCGUUCUCAACCAGAACGUGAAGAGAGAGUCUGGACGGAAGGUUCAGACGGGAAACAUCAGCGCGGCAAAGACCAUCGCCGAUGUGAUCAGGACCUGUCUGGGCCCGCGGGCCAUGAUGAAGAUGCUGCUGGAUCCCAACGGCGGAAUCGUCAUGACCAACGACGGGAACGCCAUCUUGCGAGAGAUCCAGGUGCAGCAUCCCGCCGCUAAAUCCAUGAUCGAGAUCAGCCGCACGCAGGACGAAGAAGUCGGAGACGGAACCACGUCCGUCAUCAUCCUCGCCGGCGAGAUGCUGUCGGUGGCCGAGCAGUUCCUGGAGCAGCAGAUGCACCCCACCGUCGUCAUCGGCGCCUACAGGCGAGCCCUGGAGGACAUGUUGGAAACCUUGAAGGAGAUCAGCGUCCCCGUGGACACGUCGGACCGCUCGGCCAUGCUGAAGAUCGUGCGCUCGGCCGUCAACACCAAAGCGCUGAGCCGCUGGUCGGACCUGGCGUGCGGCAUGGCUCUGGACGCCGUGCUGACCGUGGAGACGGAAGACAACGGCCGCAAGGAGAUCGACAUCAAGAAGUACGCCAAAGUAGAGAAGGUACCGGGCGGCAUCAUCGAGGACUCGUGCGUGCUGAGCGGCGUGAUGGUUAACAAGGACGUGACGCACCCGCGCAUGCGCCGCCUCAUCAAAGAGCCGCGCGUGGUGCUGCUCGACUGCUCGCUGGAGUACAAGAAGGGCGAGAGCCAGACCGACAUCGAGAUGAGCAAGGAGGAGGACUUUGCGCGCAUCCUGCAGAUGGAGGAGGAGUACGUCCAGCAGAUGUGCGAGGACGUCAUCCGGGUCAAGCCCGAUCUCGUCUUCACCGAGAAAGGAAUCUCAGACCUGGCGCAGCACUACCUGGUCAAGGCCAACAUCACCGCUAUCCGCCGCGUCCGGAAGACCGACAAUAAUCGCAUUGCCAGGGCCUGCGGCGCGCGCAUCGUCAGCCGAACCGACGAGCUGCGCGAGGAGGACGUGGGCACGGGGGCGGGGCUCUUCGAGGUCAAGAAGAUCGGCGACGAGUACUUCGCCUUCGUCACCCAAUGCAAGGAGCCCAAGGCUUGCACCGUCCUGCUCAGAGGCGCCAGCAAGGAGAUCUUGGCGGAGGUGGAGCGCAACCUGCAGGACGCCAUGCAGGUGUGCCGCAACGUGCUGCUGGAGCCGGCCCUGCUGCCGGGCGGGGGCGCUGCGGAGAUGGCGGUCUCCAAGCGCCUGACAGAGCGUUCGCGCGCCCUGGUGGGCGUGGAGCAGUGGCCCUACCGCGCCGCCGCCCAGGCGCUGGAGGUCAUCCCGCGCACGCUGAUCCAGAAUUGCGGCGCCUCCACCAUCCGCGUGCUCACCUCGCUCAGGGCCAAGCACGCGGCGGCGGACGGCGCGUCCUGGGGCGUGGACGGCGAGACGGGUACCCUCCGCGACAUGGCGGCCGCCGGCAUCUGCGAGCCUCUCGCCGUCAAGGCGCAGACGUACAAGACGGCGGUGGAGACGGCCAUCUUGUUGCUGCGCAUCGACGACAUCGUGUCGGGGCACAAGAAGAAGGACAAGGAUCAGGCGGCGGGGGGUCCCGGGGCCGAGUAACACGUCUUCAAUAAAGUUAAUGAGCAAAAGUUGUUUUCCAUGUGUCAAACGGGGUGGAGGUGGCGUGCGUGCGUGCCUUUUGUUUUCUGGAAUAAACCUAAUUUGCCCUGGAUCUCGUGCAGGGGGGUUUUUCACUUGCGCAGAACCAUUCGGCCUUUCCAUCACCAAAAAGGAGACCUCGUUCAGUGAAAGUCAAUUCUUGGUUUUCCUCAUCCAUUCAGGUUCUGUCAAAAAUGUUAGGAGCUCUACGGGGAAGCCAAUGUCAACAGGGGCAAAACAACUUGAAUCUUUGGGUUUUGCCUCCUCAAGGAACCGGCGACUGCAUUCAAGCCAAGUUUUCUCAUUUUGACUGAAAUUCCACCACAUUGUGUUUAUAAUACCAUCAAUUGAAAUAAUAUGGUUACACACGCAGAGAAAUGACUCCUAUGUAUUUCCAAUCAACUUGAAUCGGCGGACGCGGCGCAGUUCGUAGCUCGAGUUCAAUUCCCAACGAUGGUCAAGGCGCCGAAGCCUAAUUUGCCCUUGACGGAUUGGCACGGCCGCAGCACAAUUGGUGUGUGAAUGUGGGCUAAAAAAGGUGCUUUGGGCAUGGUGAAACCAUGUAGAUAUAUGAGUACAUUUACAAUGCGAUGACAUUUUUGCCUAAACCAUCAAGGUGCACGUUUGCCCUAUGACCUGGCGGCCGGCCUUUGUCUGUUUUGACAACUUGUCAAAUAUUGCUUUGGCUUUUUAAAAAUCUACAAUCUUCCCAUGCGUGUUUUUUUUCUUCAAAUAUAGAUCAGCACCAAAAAAUACACAUUUGUGCAUUGUAAACAAAACAUACACACGUGAUAACAAAAAUAAAGGAGGCACAUUGUACUACGCAUGGCAGAAUUCUUUUCAAUGAUAAGGCACUUCAAUUGUCAUAUUUAGAAAACACGCACACAAAGGUAUACCUACACAACCCUACGGGUCAAAGACAAUUCUGAGUGUUCAAAUACUUUAUUUGUAUGCAUAAGCUUAUUAAUAUAUAAAUUUGAUUUUAAAAGUAGCCAAAAAUAUGGAGUGGACUUUGAAACCCUCAUUUUGUGUAUGUAAAACUUUAUAAACAGCAACA
Corythoichthys intestinalis (scribbled pipefish) is the source of this 3072-nucleotide messenger RNA. RefSeq names its product chaperonin containing TCP1, subunit 3 (gamma) (gene cct3). The transcript has 14 exons. The coding region runs from base 354 to 1976 and encodes 540 amino acids. Gene Ontology annotation, molecular function: ATP hydrolysis activity; ATP-dependent protein folding chaperone; ATP binding. Gene Ontology annotation, biological process: protein folding. Gene Ontology annotation, cellular component: chaperonin-containing T-complex. Lineage: Eukaryota; Metazoa; Chordata; Actinopteri; Syngnathiformes; Syngnathidae. The record is from RefSeq and is a predicted model, not a curated record.